Molecule: messenger RNA, 980 nt
Organism: Leptidea sinapis
Lineage: Eukaryota; Metazoa; Arthropoda; Insecta; Lepidoptera; Pieridae
Gene: AgmNAT
Exons: 6
Coding region: 84-809 (241 amino acids)
Molecular function (GO): N-acetyltransferase activity
Source: RefSeq, a predicted model, not a curated record
UCAUUCGCUCGCGGCUCGUUGGACAUCGCGGGUGAUUCUCGUUAGCUCGUUUACAGGUGACAGAAGCGUGGUGGGUUGGUGACAUGCCGUGGAGUCGCCCGGCGUCGGUACCAGUGGGCCGCGUGUGGAGCAGCUUCGAAGGGAGACCCCGCGAUGGAAGAGCCAUCAGAUACCAGAUUCGAGACAUGCUGCCGACAGACAGGAAGCGCUGUCUGGACAUGAUGCAGAAGACUUUCCUGGAAGAUGAGCCGCUCUGUCAAGUCCUGGACAUUAAAUCAGACCCGGUGUCAGUGGCCACCAUCCGCAGCAACUGGGAGUCGUUCGUGGACCAGCAGGUGUCUGUGGCGUGCUACACGGAGGAGGAAGGAGAGCCUCGCGACCUCGUGGGCUUCAAUAUCCUCACAGUCAAGAGCAUAAAUGAUGAGGAGGAGGACAUUGACAAGGUGAAAGGAGAGCCAUGGAAGAAGCUUCUACUGACCUUGCUGACUGCUGAGAACUUGGUUAACGUGUUCAAGAGGUACAACGUGACGGAGUAUAUGACCUCCAGUGGACUCACCGUGCUGCCCGAGCACAGGGGACAGAACCUUGGCGCCAGAAUCAUUGACGUUAGGCAGCAGAUGUGCUUGGCGAUGGGUAUCCGGGCGGCCGCCACAGUAUUCACGGCCUGCAGCUCGCAGGUUCUGGCAGCGCGCUGCGGCUACGAGCUGUUGGCUGAGCUGCCGUACAGCCACAUGGCGCGCCAAGGAGUGACGCUGGAGGGAUGUGACACGCCCAGCGCCAAGCUGAUGGGCCGCGAGUACACCAGCUGACUGUAACGUCAUAUCAGUCAGCCGGUCAUAGUGACGGCUAAGCAACGUCAAGACACAAUUGUUGAGGAUCCGCUUCUAAGGCCCUUGUAAUAUAAACAUAGAUAUAAAAUAUAUUAAUGAAAUUAAAUAUUAUAAAUAAAUUAGAUAUUAAUAAAAAAGAACAGAAAAGAA